AUACACUUAAGGUGUCAUGUAACAAGAUUAAAGGAUAAUAAUAUUUUUAUAAUAAUGCGAUUUACCCUGUAAUUCUUAUCCAAAUCCAAUUAAAUUCUUCAAUUUUGUUUUCCUUCUAUUAGUUUUAUUUAUCCUUUCCGUUAAUCUCUACCUUAAAAAAACCCAUUCCUUUUUUCAGCCGCAAAAAAAGAGAUAAUUUUUAACUAUUUCUCUCGGUUCCUUUAUCUUUUCAUUAACCUUUAAUUUUUUUUUUGUUGUUUUGAUAAUCAAAACAAUUCAAUUAACGACACCACCACCGACCUCUUUUCUUUUUUUUUGUUCCCUUUUUCUUCAAGUUCUUAUAGAAUUUAAUUUUAAGUCAACCUUUUCGUCCUGAAUUUCUCUUUCGAAAACUCUUUUAAAUGGUUUUUUUAAUUAAUAAAAAAAACUAUUUUGUUAUUCUGUUUUGCUUACUCUACUUUGCAUGCCUGUUUCUCUUUCUUGGGUUUUAGUUAAAAUUUUCAUUUAAUUUUUUUAUAAUUUAAAUUCUGGUUCAUUCAUUUCGGGUAAUGGUGGGGAUUGGGUCGUUUUCUUAGGGUUUACUUUCUCUUCUGUUUUUCUUUUUUUUGGGGUUUUUGUUCUUUUCCGUUUAGAAUUAUUUAAUUAGUUGGUGACAUUAAAGAUUUUGUUUUUUUGUUAAAGCUACCAGGUUUCUCUAAAUUCUGGUCUAAACAAAAAUCCAGUUUACUUAUUUUUUUUUAAAAUGCAAAUCAUAAAAUUUGGGUCAUAAGUUCAAUUUUGAAUACAGGAUUCUAAUAGGAUUUGGGGUUGGUGAAACAGGGUUUUUUUUAUCCGAUCAUAUGUAUAUUUGAUUGAUAUUUAUCCUCUUGUCCUGAAUUGGAGAAUCUUGCAACUUAUUUUUUAAUCUUAGUUUAAAUUCCAUUGUUAUUAUCAGUAUUGCAGUUUAAGGGUCUUUAAUUGUGUUUUUUUAUUUGGUGAUUUUGUUAUAUUCUUUUAACUAUGGAUUUGAAAACUGGUGAGGAAGAUAAUGGUAUCAAGGCACCAAAGAGACAAGAUGGACUAGAAGGAGGUGGAAAUUCAAAGAUGAAGGGCAAUGGAAGCAUUAGUGGCAAAGACAUGAUCUUUAGAGCUGAUCAAAUUGAUUUAAAAAGCCUGGACAUGCAGCUGGAGAAGCACCUGAGCCGAGUUUGGUCUAGGAACAUUGAGAAACAAAGGCUAGCUGAGGAAUGGGAGAUUGAUUUGGCUAAGUUGGAUUUAAGGAAUGUUAUAGCUCAUGGCACCUAUGGGACUGUUUAUCGUGCCACUUAUGAUAAUCAAGAUGUUGCAGUUAAGCUGCUGGACUGGGGCGAGGAUGGUAUCGCCACAACUGCUGAAACUGCUGCUCUACGAGCAUCAUUUCGGCAAGAGGUUGCUGUUUGGCACAAGCUUGAUCAUCCUAAUGUUACAAAGUUUAUAGGGGCCUCAAUGGGAACUUCAAACCUUAAGAUUCCUUCGAAAAAUCCUUCGGCUGACAAUCACAAUCCCCUUCCCUCUAGAGCAUGCUGUGUUGUUGUCGAGUAUCUCCCUGGUGGCACACUGAAACAAUACUUGAUAAGAAAUAGGCGAAAGAAACUCGCAUUUAAGAUUGUGGUCCAACUUGCUCUGGACCUUGCCAGAGGUCUCAGCUACCUGCACUCGAGAAAGAUUGUACAUCGUGAUGUCAAAACAGAGAACAUGUUGCUAGAUGGUCAUAGAAACCUUAAAAUUGCAGAUUUUGGUGUUGCACGCGUUGAAGCUCAGAAUCCACGAGACAUGACAGGUGAAACCGGUACUCUCGGCUAUAUGGCCCCUGAGGUUCUUGAAGGUAAACCCUACAACAGAAUAUGUGAUGUCUACAGCUUUGGCAUUUGCUUGUGGGAAAUUUAUUGCUGCGAUAUGCCUUAUCCGGACCUUAGCUUUGCCGAUGUGUCAUCUGCUGUUGUUCGACAGAAUCUACGACCAGAUAUCCCGAGAUGCUGCCCGAAUUCUUUAGCGAACAUCAUGAAAAAAUGUUGGGAUGCGAAUCCGGAGAAACGUCCUGCAAUGGAUGAGGUUGUGAGAAUGCUAGAAGCUGUUAAUACAAGCAGAGGAGGAGGGAUGAUACCGGACGACCAAACGCCAACUUGCUUAUGUUUAGUCUCGCCUCGUGGUCCAUGAUUCUCGCAUCACAGUCCAUGAUUCUCGAACGGUAACCUAAAACCGAAGUUCUUUUUUACAAAAGAGGUUACAGACAGUUUGGAUUUGAACUCCGAAGCCCAAAUUCCGACCUAAUAAAAUACCUUCUCGUAAGAGUGGUUGCAAGAAGCACUUGAUGAAUUCUAAAAUUAAAAGGUUUUGAUAUUGUUAUGUAACUAUCAUACUUUGAUUGUGUUAAUAUUUCAUUACCAUGAAACUCCAUUUUACAUUUUGUUGAUGAAAUGAUUUGAGUUAAAAA
This is a messenger RNA of Gossypium arboreum, 2452 nucleotides long. RefSeq names its product serine/threonine-protein kinase STY13. Gene Ontology annotation, molecular function: ATP binding; protein kinase activity. The record is from RefSeq and is a predicted model, not a curated record. Gene Ontology annotation, cellular component: plasma membrane. Bases 1000 to 2175 code for a protein of 391 amino acids. The transcript is spliced from 6 exons. Lineage: Eukaryota; Viridiplantae; Streptophyta; Magnoliopsida; Malvales; Malvaceae. Gene Ontology annotation, biological process: protein phosphorylation.